AAAAAUGUUCACUAAUCAUCAAAUAAAUUCCCGACUUUUUGGUUCCCAUUGAUCUGUGCACACUGCACAUUACCCAAAACCUAUCCAAUUCGAUAAUCUGGUACUAAAAUACUUACGGAGAAGCACCGGAGGAAUUUACUCAGUUGUGGAAAGAAAAAGCAAGCUUAGAUAUCAGGGCUUGAUUGAUCCAAGUCAAUCACGUCAGCUCUUUUAGGGGGUUGUGAAGGGGAAGAGAGCAAGAAGGGAGGCGUCUUCGAGUUUUUCUGCGUUUAUGCGCGACAUGGACACAGGACACUUAUUAAUUCUUCCUCAUCUCUUCAAUGUCCCAGCCAAACACCGACAAUCAGACGCAAUAUUAUGGGGGCAACCUGCACGACCUGCAUGGCCAUCGGGAAUAUUCUAAUCAGCCCUACCCCGGAUAUAAUAAUGACUUGCUGUCGCAACCCCUCCGGGCCACGCCAAUACCGCCUUUGGCGUCCAAUGCCUAUCUUCAUCCUUCUUCUGGUUCAUCACAACUUCACAACAGCUUGAAUGAAACUUCGGAUUCAUCCGUUGAUAUACCGUUAGUGCAGCACACUUCUUGGGAUAGCGGAGCACAAUCUGUUUCCCAGACACGGAGCACCAAUUUUCAACAAACUGCUGGUGGGACAUCCGCAUCAGUACCGAAAGCAUCGUCAAUGCGGCACCAUCCUUCUGAUUUACCUGUACUUGGCGUUGAGCAAUAUGGUAGCGGGCGCUCUGCGAAAAGACCUGCUGCCAAGGCAAAUAUAAAGACCAAGACCACAGCUAUUCCUAGUGACACUACUCGCAUUUCGAAGAAGCGAGGGAGACGACGAACAGAGGCGGAGCAAACAGAUUCAGCAGAGGAGCCGAAAAGGACAAGAGGUCGCCCACGACUUGAAACCAAAGACCAGACGCCAACCGAGCGUCGACGGACUCAAAUUCGACUUGCGCAGAGGGCGUACCGUAAUCGGAAGGAAAAUGCCAUCACUGACCUACAGGCGAAAAUCAACGAUCUCAAGGAUGUGAAUUCCGAAAUUAAUAACGCAUACCGGAAUUUAUUUGACUUCGCAUCUCAAAGUGGGCUCUUGUCUCAGGCGCCUGAAUUUGGACAGCAACUACAAAGGCUCCAAACGCUCGUCGACCGAACGCAGAAGGAAAGUCCCAAGACCAGUGACCUGGGCAGUCCAGAAGAGAACGCGGACGAUGACCUGCAGGAAGUUGACGAGGUUGAAGAAUUACCCCAGUUCAAUGACGACCCGGUAUCUUCUUCGCAGGGGGAAAGCCAGACGUCGCAGCAGCAGCAGCAGCUAUGGGGUGGACUAAUGGUAUCUCACGAGCCGCAAAUCCAACAGGGACCAUCAGGUAGUGCAUCGAAUUUUCAGCAUCAAGCACACGAGUAUGAGGUUAUCACCGCCCCGACCCUUGAAAAUGCGAGUUUUCCGCCAAACCUGGCCAUUGACAUGAACUUCAUGAACCCCGCGGAUUCCUCCUGGGCGCAGCACCCGUGGAACCGUCUCACCGGGCCCCGGACCAUGUCUUUUAACGAGUGGACAUUUGCCCGGAGGCUGCACCGCCACGCAUCCGAACGCGCGGGGGCUCUCAUCAACAUGCCCAAUCCGCCGCCGGCGAAGUUCUCGCGGGUGUUUGGCUUCGUCAUGUUGUUUGAGACAAUCGAGGAGAUUCGAACGCGGACCGCAGCGACGAUAAGACGCAUCCACGACGAGCCCCUGAGCUACUGGGAACACCCUUUCCACAGACUCGGCGGCUCCGGCACGCACUACGCCGGCCAGCCGUCGAGUCUCUCGGGAUCAUCGAGUUACGAAAGCUCCGGGUACGCCAUGGGCCCCUUUAACGAGCGGACAACCAGGGUGCGCGAUACGCUGCUAGGCGCCUCCCAGUACAUCAACAUGACGGGCUGGGAAGGGACGUGGUACGACUCGGGCGAGGUCGAGACGUACCUCGCGCAGAACGGGAUAAUGAUCCACUCGGCAGCGGAUAUCGAAACUGUCGAGGUGCAGCCCGGCGCAUUUUCCGACCAGGACGCCCAGCCGCAGAUCCAGCUGAUGCAGACGAUCCCGCCGCAUGCCGUCCCCACGCACCACGGAACCCCGUCCUUCGACCACGGACUGUCGUCCCACAUGCCGCCACAGCAAGCGGGCGGCUCGGCCUACCAAACUAGAUCCGACAUGAGUAGUAGCAGCGCCAUCAACAACAAUAACGUCCCCACGACGCACGACGGCUCGUGGCACCCCAUCUCCGUCACCUCGAGUCUGUACGGGGAAGCCCAGACCGUGCAGGGCGGUAUGCCGGCGUACACAGGCCUCGACAACAUGGCGGCCAACGUCUUCCCGAACUCCACGUCGUAUCUCUUCCCACACCACGAAUCUGGUGCUGCGACGAUGCCGCCCGCGGUCCCGCGGAGGGUUAUGCUGGAUGUCAAUUCUUUUAUCGACAAACUAUUAUCCCACGCGACUUGUCUCGGGCGCGCCCCCGCUUUCCGACCGCGAGAUAUCGUGAAGGCGUUUUGGGAGGCCGUGAUUGCGGAUUGAUUGAUUAACUAGACAUACAUACCUAGGUUAUAUACAUACCUACCUAACCUAGGUACUUCCCUAUGUUCACGUAUACAUAGCAAGCCAGGCAGGCAGGCAGGCAGGCAGGCAGACAGGACAAAACACUCCUUUACUCAUCGGCGUUAUAUUACUAGGAACCUUGGAAUAGAACAAAGAAACACGGGGCGGGUUCGCAGUGAUUUUCCAUCUCUACCUAUCUUACACCUUAUCACAUGCAGUACCUAGGGGGUGGUAUCGCUGUCUGCGUACAUACCUACCUAGGUACCUAUACAUAAUAAGAGCAGAACAACGGUAGAUUGGGGAUGGUUCUGGGGAAUUGG
Hypoxylon fragiforme is the source of this 2893-nucleotide messenger RNA. RefSeq lists its product as uncharacterized. The record is from RefSeq and is a predicted model, not a curated record. Gene Ontology annotation, biological process: regulation of DNA-templated transcription. Gene Ontology annotation, molecular function: DNA-binding transcription factor activity. The transcript has 5 exons. NCBI's taxonomy places the organism in Eukaryota, Fungi, Ascomycota, Sordariomycetes, Xylariales, Hypoxylaceae. Bases 321 to 2552 code for a protein of 743 amino acids.